AUGAAUAAAAAACUCUUUAUUUCUCCGAUUACAAUUCGUUCACUUUUUCGUAAAACACCAACAAAAACUUAUGAUAUAAUUACAAGUGGAGCUUAUAAAACAAAUAAUCUUCCACGUAUUGUUCCAAAAGAAAUACCUCGACCAAAUCAUAUCUAUAAUUUAGUCAAUGGACCUUAUCAAUCAUCAAUUCUUAUAAAAAAUCAAUGGCAAUUAGAAGGUAUACGUGCAGCAUGUCGUCGUGCUCGUACAAUUAUUGAUACAGUAUCAGAAUCUAUUCAAGUUGGUAUUACAACUGAUACAAUUGAUAAAUUAGUUCAUGAAUUAUGUAUUUCUCUUGGUUGUUAUCCAGCACCAUUAAAUUACGAAGAUUUUCCUCGUUCAUGUUGUACAAGUGUUAAUAAUAUGGCAUUACAUGGUAUACCUGAUGGACGACCUCUAAAAGCAAAUGAUAUACUUAAAUUAGAUGUAUCUGUUUAUUAUAAUGGAUUUUUUGGUGAUGUUUCCGAAACAUAUCUUAUACCAGCAGUUGAUAAAACUAAAACUCCAGUUGAUAAUGAUGCAUCAUAUCUUAUAAAACAUGCACGUCGAUGUCGUGAUCGUGCUAUAGCUGCUUGUCGACCUGGAAUUGAAUUUUCAACAAUAGGACGUAUUUGUGAAGAAUAUAUCAAGCAAUGUAAUGGUUUAAAAUUAGUUAAAAGUGCAUGUGGACAUGGUUUAGGUGAACAAUUACAUGAACCACCACAAGUUUUACAUUAUUAUGAUCCAAGUGAAAAACAAAUGAAAUGGAUUAUGGAAGAAGGAAUGGUUUUUGCUAUUGAACCUGUUAUAACGGAAGGUAAUGGUCGAGUUAAAAUGUGUGAUGAUAAUAUUCAAGUAUGUACAACUGAUAAUUCACGUUGUGCACAAUUUGAACAUACAAUUGCAAUAACAUCAAAUGGACAUGAAAUAUUAACAGAAGGAAAAACUGAUAUGCGACCGAAUGUUCUUGAAAGAAAAGCUGUUUUUGUGUAA
Molecule: messenger RNA, 1011 nt
Organism: Adineta steineri
Lineage: Eukaryota; Metazoa; Rotifera; Eurotatoria; Adinetida; Adinetidae
Source: the annotation of a GenBank genome assembly